GUCACGUGUUUUUCUCCUCGGAGUGAGACGGAGUGUCGGCGGCUAGAGGGGGCUGGCCUCAUAAACGCAGACGCAGCCGAUUGUUUUGGUUUCGGGGGCUUUUCAAUAAAAGUCCGCGGAGCUGCGAGUCCUGCGGCAGGAGCACCUCGCCGUCCACAGUCAAAGGAGCGCAAGCGCUAAGCCCCUCGCACAGCCAUCCGGCGGUGCCCGUUUCUGCCUGGCAGCGCUGUUUUUUUUUUUUUUUGCCUCCUCCGUUGUGAAGCGCACGAGGAGGGGAAGGUGGUGGUGCAGGACGGAGGGACUUAACUGCCACCGAUAUUGCCUUCCGAGACUUCUCCGACUGGAAUGAAGAAAAGGAGGAGGAGGUGGAAGUCGCCGCCGCCGCCGCCGCGAAAAUGUGCCUCCGCCUCCUUCGCUCCUCGGGCAGCUUCUCCGCUCCGUCUGCUUUGCGCUCGACCCUGCUGCAGCCGCCUGCGUGUAUUUGGUGUGGAAAUGACACUUUUUCUGCCUAACCAGACGGGACUGAAUGAGGUCGCUCGCUCCCUUCUCCUGCGCGGGCUGGACAAGAAGAAGCGCCUGCCAUCGCGACGCUGAUUUGGGAUAUUGAUGUGUUUGUUUGCUCGUCGGAGUUCUCCACCCCGCCGCCGUGGUUCCCGCGAAGGAUAUUUUUAUUUGGCAUUUUGGGCGAGGAAGAAAACCCGGUGGCUUCCGUGGUGGUGUUGACUAGCUGGUUUCUUCUUACUGCCAUUAUUAUAUUACCAUUAUCGCUGUUGUUAUUUCAAAGGGAUUGCUGCUGUCCCUCAGGCGUCCCACGUUUCUCUCCCCCCCCCCCACCUCCUCUUGCAAAACAAGCUCUCUUCUACUCUGCCCUGCCCCGUGGAGUAUAUUUUAAUCGGCUCCUGGAAACCUCUCGGAGGGAUCACUUGAGAAGAAGGAAAGGGCUAUUUGGGAGAAGAGACGGGGGAACCCCAUCCUGCUUCUGGCGCUGGAGGAAUUUCCACCCCGCAUGGAUAAAACGAUGCCCGCUUUCCUCUGCUCGUCGGCGGCUUCUCGGACCAGUUUCUCCUGGGGCGACAUCGAAACUAGACUUUUGAAAGCUGCAUUUCUCCUGCGGAGGGUGAUUUGGGACUAAAAACUGCCACCCAAGCCCUGCUCCUGGAGCUGGGAGGAGGCUCUGGCCACUGAACAGCUGUUCUCUCCCUGCCACUCUUUCCUCCGCCACUCUGUUUUUGGAAAGGAUUUCCAGAACUAUCUUUCUGCGUCGUUUUUAUUUUUAUUUUGGAGUGAAGGAGGGGAUUUGCUGCUGCUGCUGCUGCUGCUGCGUGGAUUUCUGUUUUGUUGUUUCUUUCCGAAGCUGCUCUUUGCAGCAGGAAUUGCUGUACCUUGUUUUUUUUCUCUCUCCAGCAUGGCUAGCCCCACAGAUAAUAAUGAGGGCUUCUUCUCCGAUGUCAGGAAGGUGGGUUACUUGCGCAAACCCAAGAGCAUGCAUAAGCGCUUCUUCGUGCUGAGAGCAGCCAGUGAGUUGGGACCCGCCCGGCUGGAGUACUAUGAGAAUGAAAAGAAAUGGAGGCACAAAUCAGGGGCUCCCAAGCGCUCCAUUCCUCUGGAGAGCUGCUUCAAUAUAAACAAGAGGGCAGAUUCCAAAAAUAAACAUCUGGUGGCUCUCUACACCAAGGACGAGCACUUUGCCAUUGCUGCUGACAAUGAGCUUGAGCAAGAAAGCUGGUACCAGGCACUGCUGCAGUUGCACAACCGUGCCAAGAGCCAUCAGCACCACCACCAUCAGCACCAUCACCAUCACCACCACAGAGAUGUCACAGUGGGAGGUGGGACUUUGGGAAUGGGAGAGGCAGGGGAGGAUAGCUAUGGUGAUACGGCUCCUGGCCCAGCUUUCAAAGAGGUCUGGCAAGUGAUCCUGAAACCAAAGGGCUUGGGGCAAACCAAGAACCUGAUCGGAAUCUACCGCCUGUGCCUAACCAACAAGACCAUCAGUUUUGUCAAGCUAAAUUCCGAUGCGGCAGCUGUUGUGUUGCAGCUGCUCAAUAUCCGGCGGUGUGGCCAUUCGGAGAAUUUUUUUUUCAUUGAGGUGGGGCGCUCUGCUGUCACGGGACCAGGUGAGUUCUGGAUGCAGGUAGACGACUCGGUAGUAGCACAGAAUAUGCAUGAGACCAUCUUGGAGGCUAUGCGGGCAAUGAGUGAGGAAUUUCGGCCUCGGAGCAAAAGCCAGUCGUCUUCCAAUUGCUCCAAUCCCAUAUCUGUGCCUCUCCGCAGCAGGCAUCAUGUCAACAACCCACCCCCCAGCCAGGUGGGACUUACUCGUAGGUCCAGGACUGAGAGCAUAACUGCCACUUCUCCUGCUGGGAGUGGCGUGGGAGGAGGGAUUGGGGGCAGACCCAGCUCUUUCCGCGUCAGAGCCUCUAGUGAUGGAGAAGGUACCAUGUCCAGACCAGCUUCGGUGGAUGGAAGUCCGAUGAGUCCAAGUGCUAACCGAUCCCAUUCACAUAGGCACCGUGGCAGCUCCAGGCUUCACCCCCCUCUCAACCACAGUCGCUCCAUCCCAAUGCCUUCCUCACGCUGUUCCCCUUCAGCCACUAGUCCAGUCAGCUUGUCAUCCAGCAGUACCAGUGGCCAUGGGUCAACUUCAGACUGUCUUUUCCCACGUCGAUCCAGUGCCUCAGUCUCUGGCUCUCCCAGUGAUGGAGGUUUCAUCUCCUCUGAUGAAUAUGAAUCAAGCCCCUGUGACUUUCGCAGCUCGUUUCGUAGUGUUACCCCUGAUUCCCUGGGACACACCCCUCCUGCCCGGGGAGAUGAGGAGCUUAGCAACUAUAUAUGUAUGGUGGGGAAGGCUGCCUCAUCCUGCUGCAGUAUCACAACUCCUAAUGGUCAUUUUGCCCCCCGUGCCUGCCAUCUGCAGCAGCAAAGUCGCUACCCUGCUGUCCCAUGUUGCCUCCGACUUGGAAACGAGGAUGUAGGUGAUUUGGAAAAAAGCUUCAGAAAGCGGACACAUUCUGCUGGAACCUCUCCUACCAUCUCCCAUCAGAAGACUCCUUCCCAGUCCUCCGUGACCUCCAUUGAAGAGUAUACUGAGAUGCUUCCCUCGUAUUCUUGUAGUGGCAACAAGUUUUCUUCUUAUCGACAUUCUGCCUUUGUGCCAACCCAGUCUUACCCCGAAGAGUGUCUAGAGAUGCACCAGGUGGAGGGAAACCACCACCGGACCAACUCUGAUGAUGGCUACAUGCCAAUGUUGCCAGGAGUGGCACCUAUGCCCAGUGGAGGUAGUACAUCCAAAGGUGGGGAUUACAUGCCCAUGAGCCCCAAGAGUGUGUCUGCUCCACAACAGAUCAUCAAUCCUGGGAGAGGAGGUCGCCAUGUGCAGGCCAUGGUGGACUCAAAUGGCUACAUGAUGAUGUCUCCCAGUGGCAGUUGUUCUCCAGACAGUGGUCCCACUGGCUACAGCAAGCUAUGGAUAAAUGGGACUAAUAAUCAUACAAAACUCUCAGUCGAGAGUAAUGAGGGCAAGUUGCCAAGUGGAGGCAGUGAUUAUAUUAAUAUGUCUCCAGCCAGUGGUUCUGCUACCAGCACCCCUCCAGACUGUUACUUUACCAGCCCAGGACCUCCAGGCCCAGAAGAACCACUAGUGCAUGGUUCUGCCCAGUCCCAACAUAAACCCAUCUAUUCCUAUUUCUCCUUGCCACGUUCCUUCAAGCACAACCAACGCAAGACAGGCAAAGAAGAAAACGGCCAGAUGCAUAUGUCCUUCAGCUCUGGCCGCUUGCUUUAUGCCGCUGCUGAGGAUUCUUCUUCCUCUACUAGUAGUGAUAGCCUUGGCUGCCCUGGGGGACAAGAGGGUGGUGGGUAUUCUCUUCCCAUUAAAACACAGCCAUUGCAGCCUGCUGCUUGUACUGUGGACACAGCUGUGCGGACCAAGAAUCAUCUGGCCAGACCUACUCGUUUGUCCCUGGAUGGCCCAAAGGCCAGCACUUUGCCUCGUACUCGGGAACAGCUCCCAGAGCCCAAGAGCCCCGGAGAGUAUGUGAACAUUGAGUUUAAGCAACCAGUCUUCCCCUCACCUUUAUCCUACGGAGAGACUGGCUCCUGUUCAGAGGAGUAUAUGAAUAUGGAUUGGGGAACUGCUUGCCCAGCCAGCUUGGCCUCCAUGCAGUCAAGCCGGAGUGGGACCACCCACAGUGGCAACCGGGACUAUAUGAGCAUGCAGUUGAGUGGUGGAGCACCGUAUGUAGUCUGUGCCCACACCCCAUCACCUUCCUCCCCGGCCCUCCUACUGAGUUAUUCUGAGAAAAGCCCACCACCCAUGCAGCUGCCUUCUCCGCCUUCUCAGGCUCAGCCAAGCAAUCUGGCUGAGAUUUUACCCCAUUCCUGCUCCUCAUCUAUGAUUGGGGGCCCAGGUGCAAACAGCGCCUUUACACAUGUCAGUCUUGGUCCCAAUCGCAGCACCCAGAGUGCCAAAGUGAUCCGUGCUGACCCCCAAGGAGGUCGGCGCCGCCAUAGUUCUGAGACGUUUGCUUCUUCUGUCACUCCAAGUAGUAGUCUUGGAGCUUCAGCUCUACUCCAUGGACCAGGAGGAGGUCCUGACGAUCCAAAACGUCACAGUUCAGCCUCCUUUGAAAAUGUCUGGCUCAAGCCUUCAUCUGGGGCACUGGGAGUUGCUUCUUUGGGUCUUGGUACAGCAUCACGGAGGGAGCAAGCAACUAGCGGAACUGGGGGAGGCUUUGAGAAUGGGCUGAAUUACAUUGACCUGGACUUAGUGAAGGAUUUUAACCACAGCCAACAUCACCAUCGCAACCUCCACCCUCAGGAGAGUACUGGUCUGCUAGGAGUCAAGCAACCAUCUCAGCAGCAUCAGCCACCUAAAUCUCCAAAGCAGCCUUGUGGGAGUAACCACUUGAGUGAUGAAUUAAGUGCAUAUGCCAGCAUUAGCUUCCACAAGCAUGAGGACAUCCAGUAGAAACCAGAGACAAGAAUGAUGACCUAAACAACCUCAGAAAAAAAACCUUCUUCUUUGAACUCAUGGGUAUCCACACUUGGUUUUGUGUAUCACAACUAGGACCUCAGUCUUAGUAGAUGGGUAUGAUGCAUCCAGUUCAAUUUGUUUACUUUACACAAACCUCAGGAGUUAAUUAACUGAACUGCACAUUCUCUUUCUUUUUUUAAAAUAUUUUUUUUUGUUUGUGUGUGCCAUGCAAAAGCACUGUGACACCUGGACAAUGAGUCUAUGAUUGCUUCCUCCUUUAUCAUAGAGAUUUAACUGGCAACAGUAAACUUAUGUGCCCACCACUAUAAUAUAGUGAGAGUGGCUAUACUACUAGCUCAUCUAUGUAAAACAUAAAAAUUUAAUUUGCUGCUGAAAAACCUGUACGACAAAUCAUAAGUGUAAAUUAUUACAUACAAACUGUUAAUGUUGGUUGAAGAGUAUUACAUAUUUAACAUAGGUUUUUGAUUUAUACAUGUACUUUUUUAAUUAAAAUGUAACUUUUCCUACAGCACAUCCUUUUUGAUGUGGAACUGAGGUAUACUAUAUUCUGUUAUAAACAGAGUGGGAUGGGUGGGGGAAAUUGCUUAAAAAAGCCAUUUUAAGAAUAGCUUAGGGUACUAUUCUUUUUAAGAUUGUAAUUCAGAAUAUAUUAUAUGGAUCAAUGGCCCAUGAACCUGGAUGUAUAGUCAUAUUUACUGAUAUCAUCAAUAACUACAAUUCAGCUGAAUUCUUUAAAAAUAUAAUAUUUUUUAUUCUUCCUGUGAAACAUUAUGAAAAGGCGAAGUUAUUUGUGCAUGGUAUUUGCAAGUGUGAAUUUGAAAUUGUUGGUUGCACAGGAAAGUAGACAAUAUCAGAAAAAUAAAGCUAAGUCUUCCAUUGUACGUAUGUAUGUGUGUGCGCGCCAGCGUGCCCCCUAUAUGUGUGUGUGCGUGUGUGUGUGUUUAUAAAAUUAUA
Molecule: messenger RNA, 5947 nt
Organism: Thamnophis elegans (Western terrestrial garter snake)
Lineage: Eukaryota; Metazoa; Chordata; Lepidosauria; Squamata; Natricidae
Gene: IRS1
Product: insulin receptor substrate 1
Exons: 2
Coding region: 1406-4966 (1186 amino acids)
Biological process (GO): insulin receptor signaling pathway
Cellular component (GO): cytosol; plasma membrane
Molecular function (GO): phosphatidylinositol 3-kinase binding; insulin receptor binding
Source: RefSeq, a predicted model, not a curated record